UCAACAAGCUGCCUCUCCUAAUACGACAUAUACUCAUCUUACCGCUACUACUUGCCACCUUGAUAUUCUCAUCUCGAGCCACGGCCUUCUUUGCGAAGAAGGAUGUGUGACUGGAUCCAGAGGGAAUUUCAUUGCGGCCACUUCCGCUGGAUUGUAUCUCGAUGGUGUCCAGACUAUCUCAGGACACAGCUUCGUUGUCCAUUAAGCGUUACACAUUACGAGUUCAGAGGUGAUGAACAGUGCAGCCACUGCAAGCCUAGACAAACCCAGCCUUGGGAAAAGUUCAUUCGGCAACACACAAACCUGAACCAAACCGUCGGCCCGUGAAACAAACGUUGCUGCUCCAGCCGACCCAAUCUCCUG
Molecule: messenger RNA, 363 nt
Organism: Sodiomyces alkalinus F11
Lineage: Eukaryota; Fungi; Ascomycota; Sordariomycetes; Glomerellales; Plectosphaerellaceae
Exons: 4
Coding region: 103-327 (74 amino acids)
Source: RefSeq, a predicted model, not a curated record